AAUCACAAAACCUAAGCGAUCGCCCUCUCAACUAUUCCUUUCGCUUCAGGGUUUCUUUCAUUUCUAAAAGAUUUCCCCAAAUCCAAAACAAAAAGCCUAAAACCCUAACCCCUCGAGCAGAAACAAAGCAAUGGCGUUAAUGCAACAGUUGGGACGGACCAAGAAUGUGACCAGAAGGUCGAAGAAGUACUUAGAAGAGGCACUUUACCACAGGCUUUUUAAGGACGGCAGCUCGGAAAUCAGCGUGCGGCAGCAGCUGAAUCAGUUCCUCAAGAGCUCCAAGCGCGUCUACAAAUGGGAAGUUGACGACACUCUCAAGAAGCUUCGCCAUCGCAAGCUCUAUUACCCUGCUCUCAAGCUCUCUGAAACAAUGGUCACUAAGCGGGGCAUGAAUAAGACAGUUAGCGAUCAGGCUAUCCAUCUUGAUUUGGUUGCCAAAGCUCAAGGGAUUCCUGCUGCAGAAAAUUACUUUAUUGACCUUCCUGAAGCAUUGAAGAACCAUCUCACUUAUGGUGCCCUUCUCAACUGUUACUGUAAGGAAUUGAUGACUGAAAAAGCAGAAGCUCUAAUGGAAAAGAUGAAGGAACAUAACCUUCCGUUAGGCUCCAUGUCUUACAACAGUCUCAUGACUCUAUACACAAAAAUUGGCCAGCCGGAAAGGGUCCCAGAUGUUAUACAGGAAAUGAAGUCGUGUGGUAUCAUGCCAGAUUCCUAUACAUACAAUGUUUGGAUGAGGGCUCUGGCUGCUAUGAAUGAUAUUUCUGGGUUUGAAAGAGUUAUUGACGAAAUGAAGAGAGAUGCUGAAGAUGAUGAUGAUUGGACAACAUAUAGCAAUAUAGCAUCUGUUUAUGUGGAUGCUGGCUUGUUUAAAAAGGCAGAAGAGGCACUUAAGGAAUUGGAAAAGAGAAAUUCCCGCAGAGACCUUUCUGCUUUCCAUUUUCUAAUUACAUUGUAUGGCCAAGUGGGAAAUUUGCUUGAAGUUUAUCGAAUAUGGCGUUCAUUGAGGCUGUCUUUUCACAAAACAGCCAAUGUAAGCUUUCUGAAUAUGAUUCAGGUACUAGUCAACUUGAAAGAUUUACCAGGAGCAGAGAAAUGCUUUAGAGAAUGGGAAUCAGGUUGCUCUACUUAUGAUAUCCGGAUUGCAAAUGCCUUAAUUGGAGCUUAUGCCAAGGAGGGUUUGCUAGAGAAAGCUCAAGAGCUGAAGGAGAGGGCUCGCAAGAGAGGGGUGAAGCCUAAUGCCAAAACUUGGGAGAUCUUUUUGGAUUAUUAUUUGAAAAAUGGGGACAUCAAGCUGGCAGUUGAUUGUGUGGCCAAUGCUAUAUCUACCGGCAGAGGAGAUGGUGGAAAGUGGGUGCCAUCAUCUAAAACUAUUGGGACAGUUAUGUGGCACUUUGAGCAAGAGAAAGAUGUUGAUGGGGCUGAAGGUUUUCUGGAGAUUUUGAAGAAAGCUGUAGAUCAUGUAGGAGAGGAAGUGUUUGAAUCAUUGAUCAGAACUUAUGCAGCUGCUGGAAGGACAAGUCCUGUGAUGCAUCACCGUUUGAAGAUGGAAAAGGUGGAAGUGAGUGAGGCAAGUAAGAAAUUGGUUGAAGUGAUUUCUGUGGAGUGAGUUUUCUCAAUUUUGUUGGGUUCUGAAAUUUCAAUUCCUGGUGAAAUGAUAUUGAAUAGCUUUAAUUAUCUGUUUUUUUUUAAUAAAAUUUAAUUGGUAAUUAUCAUGUUGAGCCAAUACAUAGUAAUACGGUAUAGUCCAUCCAAGAAUGCUCCUUUCAUUUAGUUUUUUUUUUUGUUUGAGAAAAGGUGUGUUGACUCAUAAGUUAUGUUAUCAGAUAGGAUCUAUUUGUUCAUCUCUGUAGUUGCAGGCAAUGUGUAACAAAAUUUAGAUUCACUAUUGCUGCAUGGCAGUUGAGUUGUAAUAGAUUAGGAGACCAUAUAAUGUACUUUCUUGUAAUGUUUAUUUAGACUAUUAGGUUCAA
Molecule: messenger RNA, 1970 nt
Organism: Theobroma cacao (cacao)
Lineage: Eukaryota; Viridiplantae; Streptophyta; Magnoliopsida; Malvales; Malvaceae
Product: Tetratricopeptide repeat (TPR)-like superfamily protein
Cellular component (GO): mitochondrion
Molecular function (GO): protein binding
Source: RefSeq, a predicted model, not a curated record